Molecule: messenger RNA, 1795 nt
Organism: Condylura cristata (star-nosed mole)
Lineage: Eukaryota; Metazoa; Chordata; Mammalia; Eulipotyphla; Talpidae
Gene: SNX3
Product: sorting nexin 3
Exons: 4
Coding region: 336-824 (162 amino acids)
Biological process (GO): endocytic recycling; late endosome to Golgi transport
Cellular component (GO): retromer complex; early endosome membrane
Molecular function (GO): phosphatidylinositol-3-phosphate binding
Source: RefSeq, a predicted model, not a curated record
AGUCCGGCUGGAAAGUGUUCGCGACUACAAGUCCCGUGACCUUGCUUCUCCGCCACCCAACCUGCAGUCCACCUCCGCGGCCUCGGCUGGGCCUCCGGGGCCCCGGGUGAGGCGUUCCGGCUAGUCAGCUGUUUCUCUCCAGGGCACUUGAAGCGGAAGCCGUAGGGGCGCGGGGAGGAGCUUCGCGCUCUGGGUGAACACCCGCCUUACGUGCUCGUUGGCCUCCGGACCGCUGCGCGUGAGCCGGGUGUCCCCGCGGCGGGCAGCGGCGGCGUCGGUGGAACGCGGAGGGGGUGGAGGGAGUCCGCGGAGGCGGCGGCAGCUGCAGCUCUGAAAUGGCGGAGACCGUGGCGGACACCCGGCGGCUGAUCACCAAGCCGCAGAACCUGAAUGACGCCUACGGGCCCCCCAGCAACUUCCUCGAGAUCGAUGUGAGCAACCCGCAGACGGUGGGGGUCGGCCGGGGCCGCUUUACCACCUAUGAAAUCAGGGUCAAGACAAAUCUACCUAUUUUCAAGCUGAAGGAAUCUACUGUUAGAAGAAGAUACAGUGAUUUUGAAUGGCUGAGAAGUGAAUUAGAAAGAGAGAGCAAGGUUGUAGUUCCCCCUCUUCCUGGGAAAGCAUUUUUGCGUCAGCUUCCUUUUAGGGGAGAUGAUGGAAUAUUUGAUGACAACUUUAUUGAAGAAAGGAAGCAGGGGCUGGAGCAGUUUAUAAACAAGGUCGCUGGACAUCCUCUGGCACAGAAUGAACGUUGUCUUCACAUGUUUUUACAGGAUGAAAUUAUAGAUAAAAGUUAUACGCCAUCUAAGAUAAGACAUGCCUGAAAUUAAGCAAGAAGGGGCAGAAAAACUUUCCUGUGACUAUAAAUGAUUCAUAUGCACCAGUGAAGAAGUUCUAACUAACUUUAGCAUGCUGCACAGAAACUGGUAUAACAUGCCUUCAGUAUACUAACACUCAUGUGCUCAAUUUUGUUUUAUUUUGUUUUGUUUUGGCAGUUGACAAGAAGUUAAUUUGCUUUAGUGGAAAUCCCUCAUUCCAGCCUUUCUGUAUAAAUAGCUCUUCCUUGCUGUUUUAAUGUGGUGCACACUAUAGCCUCACCAACCUGUUACUCCAGUAUAUUCUGCAGUGUCCUAACUAAAGUUACUGACUUGGUCUUAUCUGCACAGGUUUUUGUGUCAUGUUUGCUUCUUGAAUCUGACUAACUAGAAUAUUUCUCUUUUACCCUUUUUAAUACGUGAUGCCACUUGACCUAAGUUAUGUGUAGGAGCACUACACCACUGGUUUCCAGUUCCGUGGACGCAAGUUACACACUUGUGUGCAGAAAGUAUCUCCCUUCAGGCUGUUAUAUCCUUCACAUGGAAGAUCAGUGAGGGAAGUCUUUAUAUUCCGUAUAAAAACAAAAUCAAAUUUAUAUACUAAGAUCAUUUGUCUAAAAUUUUAAGUUGUUUUCAAAUAAAAAUAAAAAUGCAUUUCUGAUAUGCACUGAUUGUGCUGUCUCCGGCUUUUCUUUUCUCCCUCCAUAGCUUUACUACUUAACUCACUCGUUGAGAGGGAUUAUUUACUAAUUAUAUACUUCUCAUUCCUGUAACCCCAUUCCUCUUUAAACUGUGGUGAUAUCAAAUAUGCCAUCACCCUUUGAACGGGGUAUUUUCUUUUAAAUAACACAAAAAGUGAUGUACUGAAAAAAAGCAUUCCUUAAGGCUUAUUGAAUCGUUAUGAAUCACUGUGUAUUUGAAAAAUGCUUUAUAAUCUUAAGUUAUUCUUUUUAAAAGACCUUUUAAGGUAAGUCAGUACC